UCUGAAUAUCAGUUAGUCGUUGAACCUCGUUCGCCAAAACUAGAUAGAUUUGUAGUUAUAUUAAAUCUAACUCAAAAUUGUUCACUUUGAAAUUAUUUUUUUUUAAUGUUUUCUCAUUUUUCGAUUAAUACGACUAACCAAUUAACCGUAAAACUGUUAUUAUUAUGAACCAUUCGAUGACGCCGUCACCGGAUAUGCACAACAUUUACGGUUUUCACCAUCAUCACCAUCAACAGCAACAACACCAACAACAAUCACCCGAUUUACUCAGAAGUGGUGGUCACGUUGUGACUACUAAAGCCGAUUCUUCGUCUUCGUCACCGUCACUCUGUUAUAAUAAGACUUCGACUUUCACCCAAGAUUUCAUGUUAACCAACAACUCAUGUCAAACACAACAACAACAGGAUGAUGACAGUUGUAGUGACGGCGAAGAUUCAAGUCAACCCAGCUGCACUUACCGAUCUGUCAACCACAGUUUUGUAGAGACUUCGAUAAGACAAGGUGCUGACUUGUCGUCGGCCGGUUCAAUAGGUCGACACAAUAUGGUGGCGGUGGCGGCGGCAGCGAUGGCCGACGGAUAUUACGUUGGAGGUACCGGUAACCACGGUAGCGGUAGUACGGGCAACCAUCAUCACCACCAUCACCAUGGUCACCAUCAUCACCAUCACCAUAACAGCAACGGGAAUGGCCAUAACCAUCAUCACCAUCAUCAUCACAACGCCUCUGCGGGAAUGGCGGCAGCGACGAUUGUGGAUGCACAAAGUGCGGGCGGUGUCGGCGGUGGAGGCAGUGGUGGUGGCGGGUACAGGGUGCAGAGACAAGCGGCUAACAUACGGGAACGUAGACGAAUGUUGAGGUCAGACCUGGCGCCGACUCGGGCAGCGGAUAGGCCCACGCCGGUCAAAAUCAGCAUCAACUCGGCGUUCGACGAGCUCCGCGGUCAUGUACCCACGUUUCCGUACGAGAAACGGCUCAGCAAGAUCGACACUCUCCGUCUGGCGAUCGCGUACAUUGCGCUGUUGCGCGAAGUGCUGUCGGCCGACUGCGACCCGCUGACUUAUGUCCAGCGAUGUCUGAGCGGCGAGAGGACGCCCGAACGCGCCGAAUGGAACACCAGUGACCUAACAGCUAGACUUUCAUGGAUCAACUGGGAAAAUUUGGGCGUGAAUCCCAACAGGCAAGGCGUUUUGACGUCUUACUCGAUUCCUGACAACGUAAACAACUAAAAUAAACUUGUAUGCUGGCGAAAACUUCGAUCGUCGAUUAAAAUUAUCACUGUUGUAUAUUACAUCAUAAUAUGUAUAUUAUUUUCGUUUAAAUGAUUUUAUUCACUGUUAAUAUUUUAUUAUAUUGAUUAAUACAAUUUUAGUUUCAAUAGGGAAAUGUGCAAUAGGUACUUUCUUAAAAGUCAAAAAAGGAGAAUGCAUAUUGCUGACGUUUUGAUCCUUAUUACUUACUUGUUAGCGUAUGAAUAUUGAUAUUAAAGGAGAUUCAUUAUCGACUGUUAAUAAGGAGUACAAAUUCAUUGACGCAAAUAGACAUUUGAACAGGGGGGUGCUUAAGCUCCAAGUUUUUUUGUGACUCAGUAGGAUUUAACACCAUUAUUUACCAAUAUGUAAUAAAGUCAACACAUACACAACCACUAAAACAAAACAAAAACCAUAACUUAGAGUCCGCAUAGCAUAAUCCAAAUAUUGUUUUUAAAAACAGAAACAAAAAUCAUACUUGGUAUGGACCUAGCAUAAAGUCACUUAAAGUAAUUUUUUUGAUUUGAUUUUUAAUUGAUCUUCUAAAUAAUAUAUAUAUAUAUAUUAUUAUUUAUAAUCCUAAUACAUAAUAUAUUUUAUAUAAAUUAAUUAUUAUUAUAUUAAAUCCAUACGACGGUCUUUCUUCGAAUAUUCAUCUAGUAUAAUAUCAAGAUCAAGAUUAUUAACAAUAUCUCUCUCAUGUGCAAUGCAGAAAGAUAACUGAAACGAUCUUGUGUCAAAGAUGUUUUAGUCCAGUUUUUGAUUCGAUGCAUAGCUGAGAAAGAUCAUUCACGUGAUGCAAAAGCAGAACUGAUAGGUAGUAUCAGGGCCAUUUUUAGUAAGGAAUAAAUAUUGGGAUACAUUUCUUUUGAAAUAAUUUUUUUUUAAUCUAAACCAAAAUUUGGUUCUAACUGUAUGGCGUAGUUUCGUGAUACAGUAAUUUCACAACGCAAUGCCUCUUUAUCAAUAGAAAACAAUGCCUAAUAAAAUAAAUUAAUGAUUACCUACAUUUAUCGAUGUAUUAAGCAAAUAUUACAUUCCAUUUUUAUGUAUUUAUUAAAAUUUACUUACUUGAUAAUGAUCAAUAAACAUCAUGCUUUUAUUCAUAUUUAAUUUAAUA
Melanaphis sacchari is the source of this 2367-nucleotide messenger RNA. RefSeq names its product MOB kinase activator-like 2. Gene Ontology annotation, molecular function: DNA-binding transcription factor activity, RNA polymerase II-specific; RNA polymerase II transcription regulatory region sequence-specific DNA binding; protein dimerization activity. Gene Ontology annotation, biological process: regulation of transcription by RNA polymerase II; developmental process. The record is from RefSeq and is a predicted model, not a curated record. Lineage: Eukaryota; Metazoa; Arthropoda; Insecta; Hemiptera; Aphididae. The transcript has 5 exons. The coding region runs from base 165 to 1226 and encodes 353 amino acids.